Molecule: messenger RNA, 816 nt
Organism: Pocillopora verrucosa
Lineage: Eukaryota; Metazoa; Cnidaria; Anthozoa; Scleractinia; Pocilloporidae
Source: RefSeq, a predicted model, not a curated record
GUGACUUUUCAAAUUCUACCAUCAAUGCGUGCAUUGCCAAUAGAUUGCCAAAAGAACACUGCAGUUUGCCUGGAAGAAAUAAUGAAGGAACUCACCCAAGUUCGAUUUGAGGUUAACAUUCUCGCAGAGAACAGAACAUCGUUGAGAUCUAAGAACUGCGCUGAGCUGUACAAAUCUGGUCAAAGGGUCAGCGGUGUUUACACAAUCGACCCGGAUGGUUCAGGCGCCUUUAAUGUAUACUGUGACCAAACUACAACCGGUGGGGGAUGGACGGUGAUCCAGAAGAGAAUGGAUGGCUCUGUCGAUUUUAACCGCAGCUGGGAUGAUUACAAGCAUGGCUUCGGUAACUUGGUCGGUGAAUUUUGGCUCGGACUAGACAAGAUAAACCGCCUGACACAAAACAAGACAAAGAACAAGCUUCGAGUAGAUCUAGGAGUAAAAACUGGCAAGACUGUUCACUCUGAGUAUGGCUGGUUUGGGAUUGGGACCGAGACAGCUAAGUACUGGCUAGACCUUGGCAAAAUCAUAGAUGCCACUGUUUCCAAUGAUUCACUCGGUCCUCAUAAAGGUUUCGUUUUUGGUACCUGGGAUAAGGUUCCUGCUGGUUGUGCUCAACAAAUAGGAGGAGGCUGGUGGUAUGACAGCAGUAUUACCCAAUGUGCUGUUUCGUCAAAUCUUAAUGGUAUUUAUCCACGUUGUGGAAAAGAAACCUUGGCCGCUAUCCACUGGGGAUACUUAGAGAGAAGUGCCAAGGGAAGCGCUCCAACAUCAGCUGAAAUGAAAAUAAGACCAGUGGAAUUUAUGCGCGUGGCUUGA